AUGUCUGAGACCGAGCCCACGCUCAGUAUCAACUUCAAGCUGCCACUGCACAGUGAAGACCAGUACUUGGAGGGUCAGCAUGUCGAUAGCCCAGCGAGUACGCUUUGGAACUAUUGCGUGUUGCUGAAGGUCUACCCUCGCGGCUUCGGCUUCACCUCACAAGAGCCAGGAGUGGCUGCUAAGCUGGUGUUCGUUCCGAUCUACACAGACUCAGAGGACACUCUGAACAACGCCUUGUGUGGCAAGGUUGAUGAGCUGGUAAUUGGUGACGUGCGGUACAGGAUCACCAUCCGCUAUCUGAAUGAAACUGAAGUCAGGAAGGGAUUUCACCUGCGCCUGAGAUGCAAGAAAUGCAGCGACUGCUUCACACUGAAGCAGGCUUUGUGCAAGGCGGAAGCCUUGCUGAGCCCGAAGGCAUACACUCCUGGGGAAUGUUUGCACUGCACAGUGGACCUAUGGUGCGACCCGCGGUCGCUGGGCUACGAGCCCAACAAGCGGCGGCGAUUGGACUUUGGCAAGGAUCUCUGGCAGGACAUGAAAUUCACAGACAUGACGAUGCGGGCCGGCGACGACGGCCGAGAGCUGCCUUGCCACCGCGCAGUGCUGGCGCGAAGCAGCGCGGUCUUCGACUGCAUGCUCAGUGCCAAGAUGGUGGAGGGUAUCGAGCAGCGCAUCGUCAUCCGCAACGCGAGGGACCACGGGGACUUCAAUGAGUUCUAA
Effrenium voratum is the source of this 720-nucleotide messenger RNA. NCBI's taxonomy places the organism in Eukaryota, Dinophyceae, Suessiales, Symbiodiniaceae. The record is from the annotation of a GenBank genome assembly.